GGGAGGGCGCCGGGGGGAGGAGGCGGGGCCGCGCCGCCCGCGCCGCGCUGGGCGCUCUCGGCCAAUGAGCGGCGUCCACAUGCCGCGGCGGCGGCGAGAGGGGAGGCAGCGGCCGAUAAAUGCUAUUAGAGCAGCCGCCGCGGAGCCGUCCCCGACGCCACCUCGUUCUCCUCCGCCGCAGUUUCCUCCGCCGCUGUCGGGGGUGCGGAGCUGAGGGACCUGGGCGAGCGCGCUGCGCACCGCCCCACCGGCUGGCCUUCCUCGCUCCGUCCCGCCCUCAGGGCUCGGCCGUGCGCCCCCUCCUCCGGCCCGGGCGGGGCCGCGAUUCACCUCUGGAGAGCGGGGAGGGGGCUCGGGGCCGCGGCCUGCGCUCCCGGCGGGCGGUUGAGGGCGAAGGAGGCCCUCCCUUCUGACGAGGGGAGGGAGGGUCGGGAGCCCCCCCACCCACCCGGCAGCCAGGGCCGGGCUGCCAGAGGGGCGGUUGUCUGGGGGAGGGGGCGCGGGGUGAUUCAGCGCCCGGCGAGGCGGAAGCGGCCGGAGGAGGAGGAGGAGGAGAAGCCAGUCCGCGCCUGGGCGCCCGGGGUGGCACGAGCCCGCGGCCCGAGUGCGAGGCCGAGGCGAGGAGGCCGCGGGGACGGGAGGUGAGGCCGGUCCGGCCCCCCGAAGCCAUGGAGAACGCGCACACAAAGACGGUGGAGGAGGUGCUGGGCCACUUCGGCGUCAACGAGAGCACCGGGCUGAGCCUGGAGCAGGUCAAGAAGCUCAAAGAGAAAUGGGGCUCCAACGAGUUACCUGCUGAAGAAGGAAAAACCUUGCUGGAACUUGUGAUUGAGCAGUUUGAAGACUUACUAGUUAGAAUUUUAUUAUUGGCAGCAUGUAUAUCUUUUGUUUUGGCUUGGUUUGAAGAAGGUGAAGAAACAAUUACAGCCUUUGUAGAACCUUUUGUAAUUUUACUUAUAUUAGUAGCCAAUGCAAUUGUGGGUGUAUGGCAGGAAAGAAAUGCUGAAAAUGCAAUCGAAGCCCUUAAGGAAUAUGAGCCUGAAAUGGGCAAAGUAUAUCGACAGGACAGAAAGAGUGUACAGCGGAUUAAAGCUAAAGACAUAGUUCCUGGCGAUAUUGUAGAAAUUGCUGUUGGUGACAAAGUUCCUGCUGAUAUAAGAUUAACUUCCAUCAAAUCUACAACUCUAAGAGUUGACCAGUCGAUUCUCACAGGUGAAUCUGUCUCUGUCAUCAAGCACACUGACCCUGUCCCUGACCCACGGGCUGUCAACCAAGAUAAGAAGAACAUGCUCUUUUCUGGUACAAACAUUGCUGCUGGGAAAGCUAUGGGAGUGGUAGUGGCAACUGGAGUUAACACUGAAAUUGGCAAGAUCCGGGAUGAAAUGGUGGCCACGGAACAGGAGAGAACACCGCUUCAGCAGAAACUAGAUGAGUUUGGGGAACAGCUUUCCAAAGUCAUAUCCCUUAUUUGCAUUGCUGUCUGGAUCAUAAACAUUGGGCACUUCAAUGACCCAGUUCACGGAGGCUCCUGGAUCAGAGGUGCUAUUUACUACUUUAAAAUUGCGGUGGCCUUGGCUGUAGCAGCCAUUCCUGAAGGUCUGCCUGCUGUUAUCACCACCUGCCUGGCUCUUGGAACUCGCAGAAUGGCAAAGAAGAAUGCCAUCGUUCGAAGCCUCCCUUCUGUGGAAACCCUCGGUUGUACUUCUGUUAUCUGCUCAGACAAGACUGGUACACUUACAACAAACCAGAUGUCAGUCUGCAGGAUGUUCAUUCUGGACAGAGUUGAAGGUGAUACUUGUUCCCUUAAUGAGUUUACCAUAACUGGAUCAACAUAUGCACCUAUUGGAGAAGUGCAUAAAGAUGAUAAGCCAGUAAACUGUCACCAGUAUGAUGGUCUUGUAGAAUUAGCAACAAUUUGUGCUCUUUGUAAUGACUCUGCCUUGGAUUACAAUGAGGCAAAGGGUGUGUAUGAAAAAGUUGGAGAAGCUACGGAGACCGCUCUAACUUGCCUGGUAGAGAAGAUGAAUGUAUUUGAUACCGAAUUGAAGGGUCUUUCUAAAAUAGAACGUGCAAACGCCUGCAACUCGGUCAUAAAACAGCUGAUGAAAAAGGAAUUUACUCUAGAGUUUUCACGUGAUAGAAAAUCAAUGUCAGUUUACUGUACACCAAACAAACCAAGCAGGACAUCGAUGAGCAAGAUGUUUGUGAAGGGCGCUCCUGAAGGUGUCAUCGACAGGUGCACCCAUGUUCGAGUUGGAAGUACCAAGGUGCCUCUGACCCCUGGAGUCAAACAGAAGAUCAUGUCUGUCAUUCGGGAGUGGGGUAGCGGCAGCGACACCCUGCGAUGCCUGGCCCUGGCCACUCACGACAACCCGCUGAGAAGAGAAGAAAUGCACCUUGAGGACUCUGCCAACUUUAUUAAAUAUGAGACCAACCUGACGUUCGUCGGCUGCGUGGGCAUGCUGGACCCCCCGAGGAUUGAGGUGGCCUCCUCCGUGAAGCUGUGCCGCCAGGCAGGCAUCCGAGUCAUCAUGAUCACAGGGGACAACAAGGGCACUGCCGUGGCCAUCUGCCGCCGUAUCGGCAUCUUCGGGCAGGAUGAGGACGUGACGUCAAAGGCUUUUACAGGUCGGGAGUUUGAUGAACUCAACCCCUCAGCCCAGAGAGAUGCCUGCUUGAAUGCCCGCUGUUUUGCUCGAGUUGAACCUUCCCACAAGUCUAAAAUCGUAGAAUUUCUUCAGUCUUUUGAUGAGAUUACAGCUAUGACCGGCGAUGGUGUGAAUGAUGCUCCUGCUCUGAAGAAAGCCGAGAUCGGCAUUGCUAUGGGCUCUGGCACUGCGGUGGCUAAAACUGCCUCCGAGAUGGUCCUGGCAGAUGACAACUUCUCCACCAUCGUGGCUGCUGUCGAGGAGGGGCGGGCAAUAUACAACAACAUGAAGCAGUUCAUCCGCUACCUCAUCUCAUCUAACGUGGGGGAAGUUGUCUGUAUUUUCCUGACAGCAGCCCUGGGAUUUCCUGAGGCUUUAAUUCCUGUCCAGCUGCUCUGGGUCAAUCUGGUGACAGACGGCCUGCCUGCCACUGCACUGGGGUUCAACCCUCCUGACCUGGACAUCAUGAAUAAGCCACCUCGGAACCCAAAAGAACCGCUGAUCAGUGGGUGGCUGUUUUUCCGUUACCUGGCUAUUGGCUGUUAUGUCGGCGCCGCUACCGUGGGUGCUGCUGCGUGGUGGUUCAUUGCUGCUGACGGCGGUCCAAGAGUGACCUUCUACCAGCUGAGUCAUUUCCUACAGUGUAAAGAGGAUAAUCCAGACUUUGACGGAGUAGAUUGUGAAGUCUUUGAGUCUCCGUACCCCAUGACCAUGGCGCUCUCUGUGCUAGUAACCAUAGAGAUGUGUAACGCCCUUAACAGCUUGUCUGAAAACCAGUCCUUGCUGAGGAUGCCCCCUUGGGAGAACAUCUGGCUCGUGGGCUCCAUCUGCCUGUCCAUGUCGCUCCACUUCCUGAUCCUCUACGUAGAACCCUUGCCACUCAUCUUCCAGAUCACACCGCUGAAUGUGACCCAGUGGCUGAUGGUGCUGAAAAUCUCCUUGCCUGUGAUUCUCAUGGACGAGACGCUCAAGUUUGUGGCCCGCAACUACCUGGAACCCGGUAAAGAGUGUGUGCGUCCUGCCACCAAAUCCUGCUCGCUCUCGGCAUGCACCGAUGGGAUUUCCUGGCCGUUUGUGCUGCUCAUAAUGCCCCUGGUGGUCUGGGUCUAUAGCACAGACACUAACUUUAGUGAUAUGUUCUGGUCUUGACUGACAGUUUUCCAUAAAGAAGAUGUUUAACUUAAUCAAUUAAUUUUUUAUUGUUUAAAGCAACUGUCUAUUUCUGCUGAAUUUUCACAUGAACAUAUUGGCUGGUGACGGAGGUUUCAUACUCUAGAUUUUGUUUUGCUUUUUCUGACUCCAGUGGGGCAAGAUUUUCCUUUUUUAUACACAUAAUUAAAGUGGCCAUUGACAUGUACAGAGAACUAACACUAUUUUAUGCAAAUAUUUUUUUGUAGAUGAAAAAGCAUGUACAGUGUUCUGUUUAAUACUCAUCCUUGUAUAAAAAAAUAGUUGAGCCAGCAGACAUUGUCAGCAAAUUAAUUGGCAGCAGAUUUUAGGAAAUGAAUGUGUGUGUUUUUUUUCUAAAACUAAAUAGCAUGUAUUGUGUCUUUUGCAUGAUCUGGAUUUAAUUUGAUAUCACAGUCUAAUUUUUAUUCAUUAAGCCAAUUUUUCUGCACUGAGCAGAGUCCUGCUACCUCAGUCAGUAUUUUUGGUUUGCCACUUCCCUCACCCCCCCCUCGGCCCUCCGUUCACCCCACCCCACCCCCAGCCCCGCUCGGCUUCUUCUGUAGGAUUUUGAUGGUCCUGUUUACAUCAGUCGUUUUAACAAGAGGUAUGCCUGUUCUCGCUUGUGCAGAAAACAUUGCUCCAGAUUCAAUCGACUGGGUUUAUGUCCCUUCACAUAGUUUUUAAGGUUAUUUAUUUAAAUGUCUAAUGUAUUUUAUUGUAACAGACAUUGUUUUGCGCCAACAUUGCCUAUUUCAGGGGCACUUCACAAUCUAGUAUAAAAAGAAAAAUAAAACAUUUUAAAUGGACAGAGAAAAA
This is a messenger RNA of Lemur catta (Ring-tailed lemur), 4634 nucleotides long. It is a transcript of the gene ATP2A2, whose product is annotated as ATPase sarcoplasmic/endoplasmic reticulum Ca2+ transporting 2. Gene Ontology annotation, molecular function: ATP hydrolysis activity; P-type calcium transporter activity involved in regulation of cardiac muscle cell membrane potential; ATP binding. The transcript is spliced from 20 exons. The coding region runs from base 669 to 3797 and encodes 1042 amino acids. The record is from RefSeq and is a predicted model, not a curated record. NCBI's taxonomy places the organism in Eukaryota, Metazoa, Chordata, Mammalia, Primates, Lemuridae. Gene Ontology annotation, cellular component: membrane. Gene Ontology annotation, biological process: intracellular calcium ion homeostasis; regulation of cardiac muscle contraction by calcium ion signaling; calcium ion transmembrane transport.